Molecule: messenger RNA, 850 nt
Organism: Cavia porcellus (domestic guinea pig)
Lineage: Eukaryota; Metazoa; Chordata; Mammalia; Rodentia; Caviidae
Gene: Tmem35b
Product: transmembrane protein 35B
Exons: 3
Coding region: 29-538 (169 amino acids)
Source: RefSeq, a predicted model, not a curated record
GCCGGCCUCGGGGCGGGUUUUCGGCGGGAUGGCUGGGAGGGCGGGCGCAGCCAUGGCGCUUGUGCUUCUCGCGCUGCGCGUCCUGUUGGGCGGCUUCUUCGUGCUCACCGGGGCAGCCAAGCUCUGCCAGCUCUCGGCUCCGGAGUCCGAGCAGAUGAAAGCCCUGUUCCUGCAGUUUGCCGAAGUGUUUCCCUUGAAGUUGUUCGGCUACCAGCCCGAUCCCAUGAACUACCAAACAACUGUGGGCUGGCUGGAGCUGUUGGCUGGUUUGCUGCUGGCUGUGGGCUCACCGAUGCUUCAAGAGAUCAGUAACUUGUUCUUGACCCUGCUCAUGAUGGGAGCUAUCUUCACUUUGGCAUCUCUGAAAGAGUCUCUGAGCACCUGCACUCCAGCCAUCAUCUGCCUGGGACUUCUGAGGCUGCUGGAUAUCUGCCAGGUCUUAGCCCAAACUAAAAAGGUGAACAAAUACCGUAGGAAGAAGAUUCCAAGUGUGUUUAAGAAACCCUGGGAACAGAGAGUCUCUUCCUGCCAGCUGUAAUAAUACCAGGAACAUGCUGGAACAUACAGAGCCUACCAUCUUAUUACCAGUUUGUCCCUGGCCAUCCAGUGUUGAAAGAAACAUAUGGUCUACCUGGCCCUGAUUUCUGUCUGUAACCAUGCUGCUGUGUUUUGGGGGGUUCACAUUAUACACAUUAAUAACCUUUAUGUCAUGAAAAUAGAUAAUAAUUAGAAAAAAUCUGAGUCACCCAAAAUUCAAAUACCCCAAAAUAACCACUUUUCAUGCCUUGGUGUAACUGUACCUCUCAACCUUUCCUAUGGCUUUUUACAAAUACAUAUUUUUAAAUGAAAA